AUGAAAGAGUUGAAGCUAGCUCUGAAACAGUGGAAUAGUGAAGUAUUUGGCAAUAUAAAUACUAAAUUGAAACAAGCAGAAGAUGAGUUGCAUCAGAUUGAUCUGGUAGAAAAGGUAAGAGAGCUUGUAGAGGCAGAAAAAGCUCGAAGAAGAGAGGUUAGUGAAGAAGCUGAGAUUAGGUGUGCUAUUACAGAUUGUGAUGGCAACAAGGCUCUAGGCCCAGAUGGGUUCAACUUGGCAUGUGUCCAGAAGAUGUGGAAGGUAAUGAAGAGUGAUGUGAUCAACUUUAUAAGUGAAUUCCAUAAAAACAGUAAGUUAGUUAAAGGGAUCAAUAGUUCUUUUAUCACUUUGGUGCCUAAGAAGGAGAAUCUAGUGAGUGUAGCAAAUUAUCGACUAAUCACUUUGGUUGGCUCAUUGUAUAAGAUUCUAUCAAAGGUACUAUCCUCUAGGUUGAAAGCAGUGCUCCCUCAAAUUAUAAGUAAAAAUCAAUCAGCAUUCCUAGGAGGUAUGAACAUAUUAGAUGGUGUUUUGGUAACAAAUGAGGUGGUAGAUGGAUGGAAGAAGUCUAGGAAAAGAGGUUUGAUCAUAAAGCUAGAUUUUGAGAAAAUCUAUGACUUAUUAAAUUGGGACUUUUUGUUUUCAAUGAUGAUAAAUUUUGGGUUUGGAGAGAAGUGGAUGGGAUGGAUUAAGGAGCGUAUUACCUCUUCUAGACUAUUUGUGCUUGUUAAUGGAGUACCAACUGGUGAAUUUAGUCCCCAAAGAGGGCUCAGACAAGGGGAUUCCUUGUCCCCUUUUCUGUUCAACAUAGUAGCUGAGGGUUUAAAUAUUUUACUAUCAAGAGCUUUGGAUAUGGAAUUGAUAAAAGGGGUGAAGAUUGGUGCAGGUCUGAAGAUAAACUAUCACAAAAGUGUAGUGAGUGGUGUGGGAGUUCCAGUUGAAUCUAUGAAUGAGUUUGCAUCUGUGCUAAAUUGCAAAGUGAAAAUUUUACCAAUUAAGUAUCUUGGAUUACCAUUGGGGGCUAAACCAAGUAGAAAAACAACUUGGAGGCCUAUUUUGGACAAAGUUACAGUUAAACUAGUAGGGUGGAAAAAGGAGAUCACUCUCAUUUGCAGGGAGAUUGACCCUGAUAAAUUAAAAGUGGGUAAUGGCCAUAGAGUGAAGUUCUGGGUGGAUAAAUGGUGUGAAAAUAUAAGUCUUAAAGAUGAUUUCCCACUAUUAUAUAGACUGGUAGUAAACAAGGGAGAGUCUUUCUCUGCAAUGAUGGAAAGGAAGGUGGUUACAGGUGAUUGGUUGUUCCAAUUCAGAAAGGAGCGAUAUGAUUGGGAAAGUGUGGAGGUUACCAGAUUGAUAGGUUUUUUAGAGGUUUGUCCUGUCCUCUGGUCUCUCUUGGAAGAUACACUGGUGUGGGAGGCUUCAAAAACAAGGAGGUUUACAGUUGAAUCAGUCUAUAAAUUUCUGGAAGGUGGUUUUGGCCGCUAUAGUAGAACAAGCAAAAGGGUGUGGGUGAAGUACAUUCCUCCUAGAGUCCAAUUCUUUGGGUGGCUUGCUUGGAAAGGUAGACUUAAAACAGCAGACUUUCUUCUUCGAAUUGGUGUUCUCAAUGCUAAUGCAUCAACCCUCUACAUUAUGUGCAAAUCUGUGGAUGAGUCAAUUAAUCAUGUCCUAUUGUCUUGCCCAGUGACUUGGAGAGUGUGGUCGAAAAUACUAAAUUGGGGGGGAGUACAAGGUGCACUACCUGAUACAGUGGAGGCUAUUCUUCACUGGUAG
Camellia sinensis is the source of this 1767-nucleotide messenger RNA. The record is from RefSeq and is a predicted model, not a curated record. NCBI's taxonomy places the organism in Eukaryota, Viridiplantae, Streptophyta, Magnoliopsida, Ericales, Theaceae.